AUGGGCGAAAUACAUGAAAUAAACCCAGACGAUCCCGCCGAUGAUGAGACUACCGACCCCUCUAUUCAACUGGCAAAGCUUGUCGACACCGAUCCUGACCGCUUUGGGGACCCGCGAACGUUAGGAACACUGAUGUGGAUGUGCUACGAAGGGCACCCCGAUGACAUAGCGUGGCUAGAUCGUUCAAUCCGGGCAACACAGGCAGCCGUCUUGGCUGCGAUCGACUCAGAGUUAGAAGAACAGGCUGUAAUCCAGGCUGACCUCGGUACGCGCCUUGAAGCUCGCUUCAAGGUCAACAGCUCCCUCGAUGAUCUUCAUGGCGCCGUUUCCGCCUUCAGGGCCGCCGUGAGUCUCACACCUGAUGGCCAUCCCAAUCAGGUCGCGCGGCUAUAUCAACUGAGUGUCUCUUUCCUGCUUCGAUUUGAUCUACUCGGCGUUAUACAGGAUCUCGACGGUGCCGCGACGGUUCUGUGUUGCGCAAAUGAACUCCUGCCUCUCGAUCAUUCUCAGAAACCGGUUACCAUGAGCGGAUGGGGUGCAGCCCUUUUCGAGCGGUUCAAGAGGAACAAAGUGCGCGAGGACCUCGAGGAUGCCAUCGCUGCCUUUCGUGGUGCCAUCGAGCUUAUGUCUGAUGACAACCCCGCAGCGCCAUCAGCGUACAACAACCUCGGUCACGCACACCUUCUGUCUUUCAAGCUUGAUAGUAACCUUGUGGAUCUCGAAGGCGCAGCGUCCGCACACAGCCGCGCUGCCGUGCUCACUCCGAACGACCAUCCUCUGAAGCCGACUGGAGAAUUAGGCAGCCUUGAGCGGGCGGCGGAGGUCCACCAACUGGCGAUCGCGCUCGCGCCAGACGGUCACGCACUGAUCGCAUCCCAUUACCAUGGCCUUGGUAACGUUCUUGUAGCGCAGUUCAAACGCACCGGGGAGCUGCAUGAUCUUGAGCGCGCGAUCCGUGCUCAUCGCAAUGCGGUGGAGAGAUCGCAGGAUGGACGAGCAUCCCAUGCCUCAUACGUAGCGGAUCUUGGAUCCGCUCUACUGCUCCUUGAAAGCACCGACAAGCUCUCUGAUCUCGAGCAGGCUGUCUCGACUUGUUCACAUGCGGUAGAACUACUCCCAGACGACCACCCUAGGAAGCCGUCGCAGCUCAAUAUCCUCGGGAAUGUACUCGUCCGACACUUCAAUCGAACCGGCGAGCUGCCCAGUAUUCAGAGAGCCAUCUCAGCACGAGAUCGCGCCGUUGAUCUCUUUGCCGAUAACCACCCAGACAAGCCAUUACGGCUCGCUGCCCUCGGCGAUCUUCUCGUCUGGUAUGCCAGACGGACCGGAAAGCUUGAACUUAUUGAUCGUGCUGUUCUUGUGUGGCGCCGCGCAGUCGAUCUCACGCCCGACGGUCAUACACUCGAGCCCUCUCGCACAUGCGCGCUUGGUGACGCGCUACUGAUUCGGUUUCAACAUACUGGCAUGAUGGAAGACAUAGAGCAAGCCAUCUUGGCGCAUCGUCGUUCCGUAGAGCUAUCGUCAAAUGAUCAGACAUUGGACGAACCUACCAAAGUUCCGAGUCUGGGUGACUCGCUGCUUCCGGAUCCUUAUUAUGCUGUACAACCUACCUCAGCAGACCGUGGAGGGAAAGCGACGUUCGUCAAUAGUUUUGGAUGCUCACUUCUUGCUCUCUAUGAGCGAAGUGGAGAAUGGGACGAUCUUGAACAGGCCAUAUCUGCACAUCGCCAGAACGUCGAAUCCACGCGGGACGACCAUCCUUCGAAACCGAUCUUCCUCACGAACUACGCCUCCUCGUUGGCCAGCCGGUUUCAUAGGACUGGCGAUCUGCAGGACCUUGAGCUGGCCAUCUCGAUGCAGCGCUCUGCCGUCCAGUUCACUCUAUCCGGCAGCCCUAGGAUGCAGGGGCAGUUGAACAACCUCGGGGGUUUGCUCAUCCGCUACUUCGAGCGUACUGGAGAGCUACAGGACAUCAAAAGCGCCAUAUCGGCGUUCCAGCGCGCAAUCGAGCUGAACUCUGAGGACUACCCGGAGAGGUCCUUGCUGUUCACGAAUCUUGGUAACGCGUCCAUUAGACUCUUCGAGAUGACAGGUGUACUUGCAGACCUCGAAGCUUGCAUCGCCGCCCAUCAAAACGCAUUGGACAUCACGCCAGAUGGACAUCCUGACAAGCCGGCAUGGUACAACCAUAUCUGCAACGCAUAUCGCAGACGCUUUGAACGUACUGAAGACCUCGACGACAUCGAGAGCGCCAUUUCGGCGGGGCGUCGCGCGGUAGAGCUGACACCGGAAGGUCAUGCUAAUCAGUUUCAAUGCCUCAACAGCCUGGCUGCAGGUCUUCUGCGCAGAGCAGAAGCCGUCGGAGAUCACACCAAUCUCGCAUACAUCAUUGAUCUCUUCGAGAAAGCGCUCACGCUCGCUCCUGAGGGCGACCCAUUCCGUUCGUCUUCAUUGAAGAACCUUGGCAUAGCCCAACAAGCCCUCUUCGAACAUUCAAAGACCCAAGACGACUUCGAUGCCGCUGUACGCUCUUACAUGACCUCAACCAUGCAAAAGUUCUCCAACCCCUCAGUGCGGUUGCAAUCCGCGAUACAGUGCGCCUCACUACUCUUCGCACAUCCCACAUUCAGCUCCGAUGAAUCACUGCUUUCGGCGCAUUCGCAGAUCAUCGCCGUCCUUCCUGAGAUCGUAUGGCUUGGUCAUGGUGUUCGUCGACGUUUCGACGAGUCCGCAAAGCUGGGAGACCUGGUGAAUGCAGCCGUAGCCGCCGCCAUCAGUGCAAACGCACUAGAGCAAGCCGUCGAGUGGCUCGAAGCGGGCAGAGCACUCAUCUGGUCUCAAGUCCUCUCACUGCGCACCCCGCUCGACGAGCUACAUCUGUCCCAUCCUGAUCUCGCAGCCUCUUUGCAGGACAUCCAGCAAGAGCUCCGCCUCUCAGCGCACACUUCGUACGCACCCGAUAUCGUCAACUUCGCCGGCGUUGUUGGUGUCAGCGUGAACAGUCAGGCAGAUCAUCACCGCCGACUCGUUAUCAGAUAUGACGAUCUUUUGAAGAAGAUCCGGGCUUGUGACGGCUUUGAGGAUUAUCUGCGUCCCAGACGGUUUGCGACGCUCGUCUCUCCGUCGAAUGUGCUUCAACGAGGGCCCGUUGUGUUCCUCAAUGUGCAUGCAUCCCGCUGCGAUGCUCUGGUCUUGCGUCCGGAUGCGUCGAUCGCGUCCAUAGCGCUGCCGGACUUGACCCUUGAUCGCGCUCGUACGCUGCAGUCGCUGUGGAAACAGGAGCUCAGCAGUGUUCGUGAACAGAGCGGGCUACAACCGACGUCUGGCGUCGACCCGCCGCAAGGAGCACCUGAGAAUGCUCAGUACAGGCACACCUCUCGCAUCGUUGAAGACGAAGAUUCCGGCCAUCGUGUCCUAGCAAACAUAUGGUCCUGGAUAGUCGAACCGGUCUUGAAAGCCCCGCACAUGACACCAUCUGAAAAGCAGAACGAGCUUCAGCACAUCAUCUGGUGCCCGACAGGACCAUUAACACAGCUCCCGCUCCAUGCUGCAGGCAUAUACGACGAAUCCGGUGGUCCGCGGGUGUUCGACACUGUCAUAUCGUCGUAUACGCCCUCUCUAUCUGCUCUCCUUCGCUGCUGCGAGGGGCUCGAGAAAGAGCGCACACCGCCCAGUGUACUCAUGGUAACACAGCCGAACACACCUGGGCAGUCGGCGCUCCCUGCUACCAGGGAGGAAGGUCGUCGCCUCGGGAGGAUACUCAACCAGGCGAAUGUUGCGAGUACGCUGCUCGAGCAUGACCGGGCGACAAAGGCGGCCGUUCGCGAUGCCAUGAAUCAACACUCGUGGGUACAUCUGGCGUGCCACGGACAGCAGUACCAGGGCGACGCGGCAAGGAGUGCAUUCGCGCUCUACGACGGCUCCUUGUCGUUAUCGGACCUUAUGGGCGCCGCAUCAGACAACGCUGAGCUCGCCUUUCUGUCAGCUUGCCAGACGGCUAAGGGAGAUGCGACGAAUCCGGAGGAGUCUGCGCAUCUUGCUGCGGGUAUGUUGGCGGUCGGGUUCAAAGGGGUCGUCGCUACGAUGUGGUCGAUCUACGACGCAGAUGCGCCGGUCGUCGUUGAGGCGUUUUACAAUGAGUUGCUCGCCGCGCGCAUGGCCGAUGAUGACCAGGCGAAGGGAACUGGUGCGGCGUACGCGCUCCACGAGGCGACGAGAGUGUUGCGGGAGAAGGUGGGCGCGCAGAGCUUCAUGCGAUGGGUUCCAUUCGUCCACUUUGGCGUAUAA
This is a messenger RNA of Peniophora sp. CBMAI 1063, 4287 nucleotides long. The record is from the annotation of a GenBank genome assembly. NCBI's taxonomy places the organism in Eukaryota, Fungi, Basidiomycota, Agaricomycetes, Russulales, Peniophoraceae.